AUGUCAUUCUUUCAAGCUCUUCGUCAGAAGGCGUCACAGAUAUCGUUCUUGGAUAUACUUUCGGAUAACCUCACAUCGCCCUUAAGCAGAGAUGAACGGUUUCGCUUGGAAUAUCGGUUGCCAGACGAUGAGCAGAUACUAAAGGAUAUGAAUGUGGACAUUUCUGUGCGUGGGGCGUACACGGCAGAAGGGGAGCCCUCAUAUGUGUACUCGGGACGUUUGUAUCUCACAGCGCACUAUUUGGUGUUCCGGGAUUCGCUAGACCACAACACCUGCGCGUUCACGAUGAACCUAUCGACAAUCAAGCGUGUGGAGCGCGCAGCGAGCACGUCUUUUGCGUUCUGUCUUAAUAUCCAGCUAUACUCGGGGGCGACCUUCAUGGUUCAAUUUGUAGGGCCACGGUACGCUUCCGAGGAGUUUUCGCACUUGUUGAAGGUCCAAUUACGCCAGAAUAUCAAGAAUACCAAGCUUCUUGGACCAUUUCUAGAGACCUGCUACUCGGAGUAUAUUAUUUCCAAGAACCUGCAGCAUAAGCCAGAUCUGCAGCCCCCAGCAGGUGGACUAGGACAACUAUUCAAGUACCCUGGCGAUCCCAUAGCACACAAAGAGAAGGCGAAACUACGGUUGUGGUUUGACUACUUCAAGAAGAAUGGCACCAAUCUAAGUCUCCUAAGAAACCACAUGUUUCACAGGUUGAUUAGGGUCGGUGUUCCCAAUAGGCUAAGGGGCGAGAUUUGGGAAUUGUGUUCUGGCUCAAUGUAUCUUCGGUUUUCAUCGCAGGGAGAAUACCAACGUAUUGGUAAAGAAAAUAAGGAGAAGCAUUCGCAGGCGAUCGAUGAAAUUGAGAAGGAUUUGAGCAGGUCGCUACCCGAGUAUGCAGCGUACCAGGGCCCCGAGGGCAUAGAGCGGCUUCGGAAUGUGCUCGUAACAUAUUCAUGGAAGGAUCCAGAUGUAGGAUACUGCCAGGCCAUGAACAUUGUUGUUGCCGCGUUGCUAAUUUUUAUGACUGAGGAGCAGGCUUUCUGGUGUUUGGGCAAGCUAUGUGAUUCCUAUCUCCCAGGUUACUACUCGAAAACGAUGUACGGAGCAUUGCUAGACCAGAAAGUGUUCGAAUCAUUUGUAGAAAAUAAACUACCCGAGCUAUGGGACCACAUUGUGAGGAAUGAUAUACAACUAUCGACGGUGUCCCUACCCUGGUUCCUUUCCCUUUUCUUUACAUCAAUGCCACUAAUCUUUGCAUUCAGGGUAUUGGAUUUGUUCUUCCUGAAUGGACCCAAGGCGCUCUUCCAAGUGGCACUAGCUGUUUUGAAGGUUAAUUUGGAAGAUCUCUUGGAAGUUGACGAGGAUGGCAUGUUUAUUGCAAUUUUAAAGAACUAUUUCCAGACCUUGGAACACAGUGCAUAUCCGGAUGCAACAGAUCCCAAAUACCAACGCGUGACGAAAUUCCAAGAAUUGCUAGUUGUGGCUUUUAAGCGCUUUGAUGUCAUCACCGCUGAAAUGGUGGAUAUAGAGAGGAACAAGCACAAAAAGGUUAUUCUCCAGAAUAUAGAAACAUUUGCAAAGCGGACACAAAUGAGAACCAUUCCUCCCGUGAGGCAUUUGAAGUCGGAACAUAUAUCCAAUAUCUACGACAUCUAUUAUGAGAGCAUUGAGUCCUAUAAGAUCGGAUUGGGCACAGGCUCCUCCAGAAUGGACUUCCCAGCGUUUGUCCAGUUCCUAGGUAAAUUUUGUGAGUGGUGCAAGAAGAGCGAUUCUGAGGAGAACCUCAGCUACCAGAAACAGAAGGAAUCCUUCCUACGCAGGCUUUUCAAUAAUUGGGAUAUCACCUCUAGUGGUGAGCUAUCCCUUGGCGAUGUCAUUUCAGGGGUCGAUAAGUUGGUAAGCAACGACCUAAUGGAAACAAUGAAUAACUUUUUCAGUUUGUAUGAAGAUUCCAAGAAAGGGGAGGUUCAAAGGGAGGAGAUUUUGCAAAUGUCGGAAGGUCUACUGUUCCUCACAGAACCAUGGAAAACUGGAAGGUGUGCCGAUAAGAUCACGCAGAAGGCCAUCGAAAAUGACAUUGCAGAAAACCUUGUGCAGCAGAGCGAGCUAUCGAACCUUGAAGAUAUAGAAAUACCUCGUGGCGUUGAGAUUGACGAUCAGAAGUAUAAGCAACAACAGCUUGAACGGUAUCUGCAGGCUGCAAGUAACUUUUUGAACCGCUGCUUCGAGUACGCGCGGCCUGUGGAGCCUUCGUCAGCGCCACGCGACGCAGCCCCAGCCUCACCUACCGAGAUGACCCGCGGAGACCCCGACACGGUGGCUAACAAAGAGCUCGACCCAAUGCGAGCCAAUGUCGCAUUGCAUCCGGAAAAGCCAUGCGUCAUUGAUCUGCCUACUUUCCGCAUGAUAAUCUUGGCCGAUGAAACAUAUGAGCUCUUUUUUGCGCAUACGCUCAGGAAUUCCGUCCGCGUAGACAGCCCAGUAACCUUCUUCGAUGGUAAGGUGAAGGCGCUCAAGAACGUGUUUGACGGAUUGAUCGCAGACGGUCGCCGUGUGGCCCACGAAGUUCGUCGCCGUGUCGACUCAGUGGCCACCAGGGGCAAUAGUUCCGAACCACUAGAUGAGCGCCAGGACGAUCUAGACGACUUCACCACUGAGCAUCCAGAUGAACACUCCAAGUUGCUUUCUGGUGAUCUCUUGGACCUUGACAUGGACCAAGACGAAGACAACCGCCCACAAAAGAGACUAGAGAAAGUGAACAUGCCACCCGCAGGUACGAAUGGCGAGCUGCCCAACCUCAUCGAAUUUGAAGCAUAG
Messenger RNA from Eremothecium gossypii ATCC 10895, 2799 nucleotides. It is a transcript of the gene MDR1, whose product is annotated as GTPase-activating protein MDR1. Bases 1 to 2799 code for a protein of 932 amino acids. The record is from RefSeq and is marked provisional. Lineage: Eukaryota; Fungi; Ascomycota; Saccharomycetes; Saccharomycetales; Saccharomycetaceae. The transcript has a single exon.